Messenger RNA from Dryobates pubescens (Downy woodpecker), 1236 nucleotides. RefSeq names its product zinc finger CCHC-type containing 17 (gene ZCCHC17). The coding region runs from base 215 to 937 and encodes 240 amino acids. The record is from RefSeq and is a predicted model, not a curated record. Gene Ontology annotation, molecular function: zinc ion binding; RNA binding. The transcript has 7 exons. Gene Ontology annotation, biological process: RNA stabilization. NCBI's taxonomy places the organism in Eukaryota, Metazoa, Chordata, Aves, Piciformes, Picidae.
CUGCGGGAGCUCCGUCGUGAUCUCAAUCAAGGCAAGCUAAUGACUGUUGCCUUAUAAUGGGCCUGGCCGCGCGCAGUUUCGUGCAUUAAUUGCGUAUUUCGUCACAAGGUCUCUCUCUGUGCUCGGGCAGUGAACGCGCCGCAGCCCGGGCUGGAAUCGGCGUUGGAGGGACGCUUGGGGCUUCUCUGGCCUGGACUCCUUCAGCUCUGCGGCGAUGGAGGCCCUGCCCGAGCUCUAUGCCAUCUUCCAGGGAGAGGUUGCUACAGUGACAGAAUAUGGAGCCUUUGUCAAAAUCCCUGGCUGCAGGAGGCAAGGCCUUGUGCACAGGACUCAGAUGUCCUCCUGCCGUGUGGAGAAGCCCUCAGAGAUAGUGGAUGUUGGGGACAAGGUGUGGGUGAAGCUGAUUGGCAAGGAGAUGAAGGAUGACAAAGUGAAGCUUUCCCUCUCCAUGAAGGUUGUUAACCAAGGCACAGGAAAGGACCUGGACCCCAACAACGUUGCCCUUGAACAGGAUGAGAGGAGGAAACGCAGCUUCAGGGACUACAGCAGCCAGAAGAUCACCCUGGAAGCUGUCUUGAACACUGUGUGCAAGAAAUGUGGCUGCAGAGGUCACUUUGCCAAGGAGUGUUUUGUGCAGCCUGGAGGUACCAAGUACAGCCUCAUUCCAGAGGAGGAGGAAGAGGAGGUGGCAGCAGCAGGAUGUGAGAGGGAGAAAAAGGGCAGCAUGGCUGAGGAUCCUUCCAGGAAGAGGAAGAAGGAGAAGAAGAAGAAGAGGAAGAAGCAGAAGACUAAAGACUCCUCCGAGUCGGACUCGGCCAGCUCAGACUCGGCCAGCGACAGGGCUCAGCCAGCCAGCAAGAGGAGCAAGCACUCAGGCAAGGCCAGCAAGGCUCAGAAGAAGAAGAAGAAGAAGCACAAGAAGCAGUCCCGGGAGUGAGGAGCAGGCAGGUGGAGCUUUGGCAGCCCUGAGCCCCUCCUGCUGCGCGGCACAAGGAGAGAGCAGAGCCCGAUCCCCGCGGCCCUCGCUCCGGGGCAGGGAGCGGGACCUUCCCUCUCCCAGCAGUGUCCCUGGCUGUGUGGCCUCACUGGUGCUGACUUUGAGGCCAGCUGCCCCGUGCAGGCUGCUGUUUUGUCCCCAGGCUGGCUCUGUACACCCCUCCCUCGGCACCUCUCCCAUCCCAUAGCCUCUGGGCCCGCUGCCGGCACCUGCGACCGGUGCCAGCGGCACGGCUUCGG